GUUAUGACAAUGAUGCCCCUGCCAGUGUGCUACACAGCGGCUGUAUAAAUCUGGAGCGGGCCUGUUGGGAAGGUUCUGAUAAACAUCGGGCUAAAAAAGUGGUGUGAGGCCCAAACAUGGAGCCAGUGGGGAAGAUCAUCUUUUACCAAGACCACAACUUCCAAGGUGACUAUUUUGAGUGCAGCAGCGACUGUCCCGAGCUGAACAGUCACUUGAGGCGCUGCAACUCAGUACGAGUCAAGAGUGGCGCCUGGGUUCUGUUUGAGAGGCCCAACUACCUGGGCAACCAGUAUGUCCUGACCAAAGGGGAGUACCCAGACUUCCGCCAACGGAUGGGAUUGACUGACAGCGUCCGCUCCUGUCACGUUAUUCCAAAUGUUUCUGGCGCCUUCAGAAUCCGUGUCUUCGAGCAUCCCGACUUUGCCGGUCAGAUGCUGGAGUGCACACAAGAUGUCACCCAGCUGUCCGACCUUUGGUACCAGGGGGCGGUCCACUCAGCCCAAGUGCAGGACGGUGCCUGGGUCUUCUAUGACCUUCCAAACUACCGCGGACACCAGUACCUGCUGGAGAGGGGGCAGUAUCGUCGCUACACAGAGUGGGCCGCCAUGGACCCCACAGUGGGGUCCCUCCGGCGAGUCCUUGCUGUUUAGAUGGCCUCGUUCUGGAAUUGUCUUUUGACACCACUUUCCUGUGCGCAAUAAAGAGGUGAUGCAGGAAACA
This is a messenger RNA of Dunckerocampus dactyliophorus (ringed pipefish), 720 nucleotides long. RefSeq names its product gamma-crystallin B-like. Bases 117 to 650 code for a protein of 177 amino acids. The transcript is spliced from 3 exons. Gene Ontology annotation, biological process: visual perception; lens development in camera-type eye. The record is from RefSeq and is a predicted model, not a curated record. Lineage: Eukaryota; Metazoa; Chordata; Actinopteri; Syngnathiformes; Syngnathidae. Gene Ontology annotation, molecular function: structural constituent of eye lens.